Messenger RNA from Botrytis cinerea B05.10, 2198 nucleotides. It is a transcript of the gene Bcmcp2, whose product is annotated as Bcmcp2. The transcript is spliced from 3 exons. The coding region runs from base 190 to 1965 and encodes 591 amino acids. NCBI's taxonomy places the organism in Eukaryota, Fungi, Ascomycota, Leotiomycetes, Helotiales, Sclerotiniaceae. Gene Ontology annotation, biological process: lipid homeostasis; mitochondrion organization. Gene Ontology annotation, cellular component: mitochondrial inner membrane. The record is from RefSeq and is a predicted model, not a curated record.
GGACUUUACCACUUUUUUUUUAGAUAGAUAAGUCCUCAACACUUUUGCAUUGAAUCCCUAUUUAUGAAUCUUUUGCUUGUAAUGGUAUUUUAUGAAUUGAUGGAUCGUGUUCGAUAAUUUCGCAAGGAGAGUUUUGUGUGGGUUUCGCAUGGGAAAUUGUUCUACGUGUACGAUACGCAAGGUAGAGACAUGAAGGGACUUAAUUUCGCAUCGGCAUCGGCGUGGGCGAGGUCGAGACCGUGUGUGAAGACGACUUCGUGGACUUGUGGGAGAUGUGUACAGAGAGCAACUAGGAAAUCUUGGGUGCAGAAUGCGGCGUAUUCGACGGGGAAGAGAGGGGGAAAUGGUUAUGGUUACGGUUAUGGAAAUGGAAAUGGAUAUCAGCAGAAUGGGAGGGGAAAUAAAGUGAUUAUGGCUUCUGCUGUGGGGGGCGUAGCGGCAACAGGACUUGCUUUCACGGAUGAUAUAAGGCAUGCAUAUGAAGCGGUUGAGAGGACGGGGAGAGUGGUCAGUACGUUGUUUGUUUGUAUCAAUGAUUAUCGAGUUACGUUGAACCAUAAUGAGAAGAUUGGAGAUGAAGCCGAACAGGAUAGGAGGUUGAAAGAUUGUCAUCAGAGAUGUGCAGACCGGACAUUGAGAGUCUUGGAGAAGAAUGGGAGUAUAUUUAUAAAACUCGGGCAACAUUUGAGUGCUAUGAAUUAUCUUCUACCUCUAGAAUGGACGACUACAUUUAUACCCUUGCAGGAUAAAUGCCCCGUUUCAUCCUUGGAAUCGAUAGAGAAUAUGUUUAUGGUGGAUACCGGCGAACAACUUUCAGAUUACUUCUCGGAAUUUGCACCUCUGCCGAUAGGGGCAGCGUCUUUAGCUCAGGUGCAUUUAGCUACUGUCAAGGAAACGGGACAAAAGGUUGCAGUGAAGGUUCAGCAUCCAAACUUGGCGGAAUGGGCGGCUCUUGAUCUGGCAUUAACUAGCUUUACAUUCGCGACGUUGAAGAGGUUCUUCCCAGAGUAUGAUCUAGAAUGGUUAUCAUCGGAAAUGGAAAUUUCAUUGCCAAUCGAACUGGACUUUACUGAAGAGGGAAAGAAUGCUUUGCGGACAAAGGAUUACUUCUCACGGAUACCGGAAUUACCAUUGGUUAUACCUGAUGUUUUGUGGGCAAAGAAACGCAUAUUGGUAAUGGAGAAUGUUGCAGGACACCGAUUAGAUGAUCUCGAAUUUCUUGAUUCUAAUGGCAUCGAUCGCGAUGAAGUUUCCGCUGCCCUCGCCCGUAUCUUCAACGAAAUGAUCUUUGGCAACAAUGCUCCUCUACAUUGUGAUCCUCACGGGGGCAAUCUUGCCAUUCGCAAAAACGACAAUCGUCGUGGCGUCAAUUUCGACGUAAUUCUUUACGACCAUGGUCUGUACCGCGAUAUACCUCUCGAACUCCGUCGCUCUUAUGCAAAACUCUGGCUGGCAGUAAUUGAUGCUAAUGAACCCCGCAUGCGCAAAUACGCUAAAGAAGUGGCUGGUGUAACCGAUGAACAAUUCCCCCUAUUCGCCUCGGCUAUUACAGGUCGCGAUUACACCAUCCUAACAAAAGAUGUAGCGCUUGAGCGAUCGGACGAAGAGAAGAAAAAUAUUAAUGAUGCGUUGGGUGAAGGAAUGCUUCAACAACUUGUACAAAUGUUAGGACAGGUUCCACGAAUUAUUUUGUUGAUAUUGAAAACGAAUGACUUGACGAGGAGUUUGGAUGAGAAUUUACAUACGCGACAGGGACCUGUAAGGACUUUCUUGAUUCUGGCGAGAUAUUGCACGAGAACGGUAUUUGAGGAACAGUUGGAGCAGAUCAAAGCAAGAGGAAGUCUUUUGUGGCCGGCGAACGGUAUUAGAUUGUUGGUGGCGUGGUUAGGGUACAUGAGGGUGGAGCUGAAAUUGGAAGCUUUUGAGGUUUGGUUGAGAGCCAAGAGAAUCAUGGGUACAGCGUGAAGAUCAGGGAUCAAGAGAUAAUGUUCAUAAGGAGUGGUUAUAUUGAGCGUACAUUGCGUGCAUAGGUUAGUUAGCGGAGGGAAAGAAGUGUUUUCCUUCCUUCCUUCGGAUUGAUGUAUUGGGGUUAGUUGGACUUCUUCCUUUUUAGCGUGCAUGCAUGAAGAUUAUUAUAGAUAGAUUUAGAAGAGCCAAAAGAUGUAUAGCGUGUAUGGAAUAGGAUUUCUAUUAUCUUA